GGUCUGCUCUGACGUUGAAAACUAUUGGACGGUGUUCAGGAAGGAGAGUUCUGUCUUUCAGGGAAACACGAGUUUCGGGGAGAUGGUGCGGUUCAAAUCGAGGUACCUCCUUUGCGAGGUGUCCUUCGCCGACCCCCGCUCCAGGCAGUGUCUGGAGGAGAGGGCAAUUUUCUCUGCCGUGAGGGACGCGAUCGCCCGGGCUCACGGGGACUACGGAGCGGCUUGCUGCGCGGUCUCCUUUGCAGUGAAGUACCUCAACGCUUACACUGGCAUCCUGCUUCUCCGCUGCCGCAAGGAACACUACCGGCUGCUGUGGUCAGCGCUCCCGUUCAUCAUCCACCUGGAGAGCCGGGGACAGAGGCAGCCCUGUCGCAUCAGCAGCAUCCACGUGGGCGGUACGAUCCGGACGUGCCAGCGGUUCUUGAUCCGGUAUAACAGACAGCAGCUGCUGCGGAUGCUGCCAGGCUGUCAGAGUGAAGAGGAACGUGUGUCGGUGCACAGGGCAGUGCUGAGCUGCUCGCUGAAGCAGCUCGAGGAAGAAGGCGGCUCUCGGGAUGAAGACUCCGACUGACCGUCUGGCUCGCCAGUGUCUCCUGGAGGAAGGAGGCUGCCUUCCCAGAGACCUACAGGAUGAGCACCCAGACUGUACCCCUGCUGCUCACGGACUGCGGGGAAAGUGUCUGUUGUCAGAUUCCCCCGUUCCACAGCAGUCUUUACUGCACCCUUAAAAUGACAUUCACCAGAGACCACACGAACGGCUGGUUUCAUAAAACCUGAUUUGAAAACCUGCUUUACCCCAGGUAACAGUGGCUGGACAGAGAAUAUUUCAAAUGUGUUUUAGUUUUCCUCUCGAGUUCGCUGCUGUGCUACAUGUAUUUUGUAAAUCAAUUCCAAUACAAUAAAGAACAUUGCACCACAGGCAAAUACAUACUGUAGGAAUUUAUUUACUGUAUGCAAAUACAAGAAAAAAGAGUUUUGUUUUGGACCAGAAGAUGCAAUGUUAUAUAAAUGACAUUACUCUCUUAUGUUUACCAACAAAGUCAGAACAGAUGGUGUGCAGCUGCCCUGCUGAAUCACAGAAUCAUGUCUGUACACAGACCACCGAAGAUCUUACUCAGACAGUUCUCAUCUCGAAGUGACAAGAGGUUAUUAAUACGCUGAACAAGUCUGUGAUGUAACUGGAGCAACGUGUAGGAAAACGCUUUCUUUACCCUCAAACAAACACGGUUCAGGCCAGACCCAGACUUAUCAAAAUAUCUAAUACUGGUUUUCAUCACAAUCCAGUUGUAUUGGACAAAACCAGCUUUCAGUGAAUGAAGGUGGGUAGUGAUUACUUCCCUGCUAGCUCAGUAACAAUACCACCAAAAAAACACAAUACAAAUAAAUUAAAUAUCACUCCAAGGCUUUGAUUCUGCGUAUUCUUUUAUUCCAUCAAACCGCUGGAUUAAACUUUCUCACAAGAGACAAAAGUAUACCUUUUUUUUUUUGUCUAACCCAAAAUAGAAGAUAUGGGGGGGGGAAAUAAAAAAAAAAAACCCACAAAUCAAGCUGUAGAAAACGUUAAAUGAUGGCUGCAACACAGAACAGGCAGGUCUGCAAAAAGUCAGUGAUUCAAGCUUGAAGAAUGGAGACUCGUGUGUGCUGGGGCCUCCACUGGGUCAAAAACAGAGAAUACCAGGGAUUACACACACACAGGGGAAGCCAAACCUGCCGCGGAUCAUCCCUCACACGUUUUAGUUUAAACCUCAGUAGCGAGUUAACAUUUGAACCACAAGCUAUAAAUACCUGGGGAGGUGCCCAAGCACCUGGCUGCAGACAGCACGUGUCAAGUGUACACUGCUCACCUACAGUGCUGUCAAAAGCAUAGGGCUUUCUAUUCCUGGCCAUGCUAAACAUCUCCACAUGGUCCAAAGCACCAUGCUUAUUCCAGGCUUUGCAGUAAGCCAACUCCACCAGAUAGAACGUGCUUAAUACAGAGUUUCCUCCCCAGCAGAAACAUCUCGCAUGGCAGGAUCUGCUCUUAACAGCUGCUAAUUUACAAACAUGUGACAACAGUUCAUGCCAGAGCCUUGCUCCCUUCCAUAGCGCAAUAUCACCUCCAGACUGAGCUGAUUCACAGAAUUACACUGAAACAAUACUGCUUGAAUUGAAGAAGGUUCAGAUCUGAGCAAUACAUAGACUGGUCAGCAGGGAAACAGGAGGGUACAGAAUAGACAGACGACUCUCUCCACCCAGGUUUGGGUUGACCUGAUUCUCUGUGAACGUAGCUCAGCCUGGCACCCCAUGGGGCAGCUUGCAUCAGGGAGUCCACAGCAAAGUGGACACCCUGGAACAGCUGUGGAGACGAUACUAACAGCUGACUGACUGUCCUUCACCUCAACACUGUCCACUCCCCAUCAUUAAAACAAAUGAAAUAAUUAUAAACUAAAAUCACUCCACAGCGAAAACCUAAAAAAAAAAAAAAAGAAAGACCUGACUAGUCUGAAUACAAAAA
This is a messenger RNA of Acipenser ruthenus (sterlet), 2494 nucleotides long. Its product is annotated as ribonuclease P/MRP protein subunit POP5-like. Gene Ontology annotation, biological process: tRNA 5'-leader removal. NCBI's taxonomy places the organism in Eukaryota, Metazoa, Chordata, Actinopteri, Acipenseriformes, Acipenseridae. The record is from RefSeq and is a predicted model, not a curated record. The transcript is spliced from 5 exons. Gene Ontology annotation, molecular function: ribonuclease P RNA binding. Bases 83 to 571 code for a protein of 162 amino acids. Gene Ontology annotation, cellular component: ribonuclease P complex.